This is a messenger RNA of Acanthoscelides obtectus, 732 nucleotides long. The record is from the annotation of a GenBank genome assembly. NCBI's taxonomy places the organism in Eukaryota, Metazoa, Arthropoda, Insecta, Coleoptera, Chrysomelidae.
UUUAUGCCACGCAUCGGCCCCUCCCUUCCGGUGGACCCGGAAACCGUGGAUCCGGAACACGCCAUGGAGCGAGCGAGCGAUAAUUUCAUCGUUUGCGAACUCAUGCUCGGCACAACGACCACCGAAAGUUAUGCGGACUUUGAUGCUAACGACAUACAGUACGGAUUUGAAGAGGACCAAAGAAACAGGAUACUCCGUACCUACGUCCGCAAUGCGUAUGUCUACCAUUUAAAUGAAAUCUUCUCAGCAGUGAAAAAUGAGUAUACGGAUUGGGACAAGCCAAUUCAACAUCCGAUCAACAUCAGGGACUCAACAAUGGAAGCUUUGAGUGACGGUCACACGGUGGCGCCGCUGAUCAGGGUGGCGUAUCUUCACGCCAGGAGGGGAGCCAAGACGUACUUUUUUCACUUCGGGUAUCAGACCAAGGACAGCGACUAUCCGCAGCGUCUUGGUAGUGUCCGUGGCGAGGACCUCACUUACAUCCUGGGCAUGCCUCUGGUAGGAGGUCAACCCUACUUUCCCGCAAACUUCAGCCGGCAAGACAUCGCUGUAGCAGAAGCAGUAUUACUGUUUUUCAGCAACUUUGCCAAGAGUGGAGAUCCCAACACUGCCCCGGCUCCAGCAAAGGACCUGCCGGAUUAUGGAGCGGCCAGGGAAAGGACUAGGUAUAAGGGCUUGGUGUGGGAUCCUUACGAGAUCGGCACGCAGUUCUACCUCAGCAUGAGUAAGUAG